UUCGCUGACAUGGGGGGUCUCAAACUCGCCUACUACGCCUACCAGAAGUGGGUACGGGAGCACGGCCCUGAGCACCCCCUGCACCACAUGAAGUACACACACGACCAGCUCUUCUUCAUCGCCUUUGCCCAGAACUGGUGCAUCAAGCGGAGAUCCCAGUCCAUCUACCUGCAGGUGCUGACAGACAAGCACGCCCCGGAGCACUACAGGGUCCUGGGCAGUGUCUCGCAGUUUGAGGAGUUUGGACGGGUCUUCCACUGCCCCAAGAACUCGCCCAUGAACCCAGUGCACAAGUGCUCGGUGUGGUGAGGCUCACCCCCCUCCAGCAGGCUGGGACCCUCCAUCCCCUCCCCUGCCUAAGUGACACCCUGUGCCCACUCCCCAACUUCCCAUCUCCCCUCCCUAUUGUCCAGGUAAAGGGGGCACCCUCGGGUGUCACAGGGGGUCGCCCCAAAGGCAGGCACCUGCCAUAGGGGUGUAGGCAGCAGAGACACUCGGGCUGGGCCGCUGCCUCCUGCCCAUCCACCUCCCAUCCACUGCCCUGCGCACUGAGGGGUCCUCAUUGCCCAUGAAGGAACAAGGGCAUGCCCAGGCACCCCUGUGCCCCCUUUUCUGUCCACCUGGCCCAAACCCUUCACCCAGCCCUACCACAUCCAUCCCAGUGUCAGUCAAGGCAGGGGGAGGACUCCAGAGUUACCAAGGGGCUGCCCCAUGCCAAAAGCCUCCCCUGCACGGUGCCCUCCCCGUGCCAGCCCCCUCCUGUCCAUGCAGCAGCCCCACCGAGGCGGGGCACAGCGGCGCAGCCGGGCCGGGCAAUGCCAGCCUGCCUGGGAGCACAUACACACGGACACUGCUGUAUUUUUCGCUGCUGUUUCUGGUCA
Vidua macroura (Pin-tailed whydah) is the source of this 881-nucleotide messenger RNA. RefSeq names its product endothelin-converting enzyme-like 1. Gene Ontology annotation, molecular function: metalloendopeptidase activity. Lineage: Eukaryota; Metazoa; Chordata; Aves; Passeriformes; Viduidae. Gene Ontology annotation, cellular component: plasma membrane. Bases 10 to 309 code for a protein of 99 amino acids. The record is from RefSeq and is a predicted model, not a curated record. The transcript is spliced from 4 exons. Gene Ontology annotation, biological process: protein processing.